GAUACUGUGCUAGCGUCUUGCUGGGAGGAUAAAAUUUCAUCCUUCCGAUAUCUGAAAAGGAAAUUAUGCCAAACGAGCAUGAUAUGGAAAAGAUGGGAAAGCCAAGCUGAGAAACCCUAAAGAAAGAUUUGUCCUCCCCCCUCCUCUCUCUCUCUCUCUCUCUCUCUCUCUCUCAUAUAUCUGUCUUGUGCUUUGUGAGACAGUUUGGGCUCCUUUCUGUGUCUUCCUGAGUCUAUGUGUCUAAAGACGCCAUCUUUAUCCUGAUUUCCAUCUCUCUGUGUCUCUCUUCUCUGGUACUGAACAGAAGACUCAUUUUCUUGAUCUACCACCUCUUGUUAGUCAUCAUUGUUUCUGUGAAUCUUCCUCCUCCAUCACCAUCACAACGUUGUAAAAUGGGACGUGAAGAAAUAAAGGCGUAUCUGACGGCGAGGCCAACAGAAUGGUAUUUAGAAGAAAGGAAACGUAAAAGUAUUGAAGGGCAUGAAGGGAGAACUGAUAGGUACUACUGGAAUUAUUUGGAGAGAACAUUUUUCCGAUCUUUGAAGGAAGUUGAAAGGUACAUCGAAACAGGUGUUUUGCCAAAACCUCUGCCAAAGAUUAAGAAGCCAAGACUUGAAGCCAACAAUCAGAUGCAAGGCUUUUCCGCAGAUAACAGUAAGGGGAAACCUAGCCAAUCUCUCACCGCUUCCUCCUCCAUAUCCAGCGAACAGCUGCUGCUUAUGGCACCCGUUGCAGUCAAACCUCAGGAGAAAAGAAAACGACUUCCUACUGCAUAUAAUCUAUUUCUGAAGGAGGAAAUACAACGCGUUAAAGCCACCUAUCCGGAUAUACUUCACAAAGAAGCUUUCAAAAUAGCAGCAAAAAAUUGGGCUGCUCAAAACGUUCCUCCUGCUGGAUCAACGCCUGACAACAAUAAGAAUGGAAACAAGCUUAACGGCUCCGAAGAUGUUGAUGUUUGUGACGAGCCUGAUGCUGGAGCAGUAGUGGCAGCAGAGGUGAACACUAGCAAGGCUAGUAGUGGCUCCGAUGAUGAUACUGAAGAUGGUGAUGAGACUGUUGCCGAAGCAGUUGUGGCACCAGAGGCGAACACUAGUGAGGCUGGUAGUGGCUCUGAUGAUGAUGAUGAUGCUCGCUGGGAGGUACGUUACAGGGAAGGUUUCGGUGGACGCCGGAGAUGAAAGUAUUGCGACUUGAUAAUUGUAUUGACUUAGU
Messenger RNA from Macadamia integrifolia, 1212 nucleotides. RefSeq lists its product as uncharacterized. The transcript has 7 exons. Gene Ontology annotation, cellular component: nucleus. The record is from RefSeq and is a predicted model, not a curated record. NCBI's taxonomy places the organism in Eukaryota, Viridiplantae, Streptophyta, Magnoliopsida, Proteales, Proteaceae. The coding region runs from base 393 to 1178 and encodes 261 amino acids. Gene Ontology annotation, biological process: multicellular organism development; style development; cell fate commitment.